GAGCCUUGUUUUCAUGCCAUUAGCAGGAAGUCAGCUCGGAUCCUCGCCGCCUGAACCGGCUCCAGGCUUUCUCUUAUCCCUCGCGUUUUUUCGCCCCGCUGUGUCCAGGGGCCUGAUCCUCGGCCGUGCGGGGCCUCUGGCCCCGGUCCAGGCGGCUCUCGCGGCGGCGGUGCGAUCACAGCAGCUCUCCGAGCCCCUCUGCUUUACGCGCUUGGUUAAGCGCCUGCCUGCGUGCCAAAAUAUUUGAGCCCUUGCAGAACUAAAUCCCCUCCGAGGGGAGAGGCAGACACCAGCUGGGCUUUAGGGAAGAGAUCUCCUGCACGCCGCGGCCCCGCGCCCGGGCGCUCGCUGCCUUCAGCCUCCCGCUCUCGCUGCCCUGGGCACCGGCACCGGGUGCUGCUGGUGGCACCGGGUCCCCCGGCAGGGCUGGCAGGAGGGAUCAUCUCCUGCCAGCGGUGACACGGGGCGAUGCGAAAACCACAUUUCCUUCAGCGAAUGCCGACCCUGUCGGAGCCACAGAUAACAUCGAAGGGCUGACCAGACCGGCGGUGCCCGUGAUGCCCUGAACGCCGAGCGCGGAGGAAGCAGAGACUGUGUCCCGUUAGCUCCUCUUCCUUCCCUCACCCCUUUCGUUUGGGUUUGUUUCUAUUUAUUUUGCGGCCGGGCUUGGGGACAUGGCCUCGGCCGGCCGUGGCGCUGCCGCCAUGCGGCUCCCUUGGCUCAAGCCCCGCUCGCCCCUCCACGUUUGGACCCUGCUGCUCUUGGGGAGCACCUGGCUACCGCUGGCGGAAGGCAGCCCCAAGCCUCCCUUUAGGACUUUCCCGGUUUCAGACUGGAGCUUGACGCACCUGGUGGUCCACAACAAGACCGGGGAGGUGUACGUGGGGGCCGUCAAUCGGAUCUACAAGCUCUCCAACAACCUCACGCUCCUGCGGACGCACGUGACGGGGCCGGUGGAGGACAACGAGAAGUGUUACCCUCCGCCCAGCGUCCAGUCCUGUCCCCACGGCCUGGUCACCACCAACAACGUGAACAAACUGCUGCUGGUGGACUACUCGGGGAACCGGCUCAUCGCCUGCGGCAGCGCCUCGCAGGGGAUCUGCCAGUUCCUGCGGCUGGACGACCUCUUCAAGCUGGGCGAGCCCCACCACCGCAAGGAGCACUACCUCUCCAGUGUCAACGAGUCCGGGACCAUGUCCGGGGUCAUCAUCGAGGUGGUGAACGGGCAGAACAAGCUCUUCAUCGGGACGCCCAUCGACGGCAAGUCGGAGUACUUCCCCACGCUCUCCAGCCGCAAGCUGAUGGCCAACGAGGAGAACGCGGAGAUGUUCGGCUUCGUCUACCAGGACGAGUUUGUCUCUUCCCAGCUUAAGAUCCCCUCGGACACGCUCUCCAAGUUCCCCACCUUCGACAUCUACUACAUCUACAGCUUCAGCAGCGAGCAGUUCGUUUACUACCUGACCCUGCAGCUGGACACCCAGCUCACCUCGCCCGACUCCACCGGGGAGCAGUUUUUCACCUCCAAGAUCGUCCGCCUCUGCGUGGACGACCCCAAGUUCUACUCCUACGUGGAGUUCCCCAUCGGCUGCGUGCAGGACGGCAUCGAGUACCGCCUGAUCCAGGACGCUUACCUCACCAAGCCUGGCAAGGCCCUGGCCAAGUACCUGGGCAUCUCGGAGCAGGAGGAUAUCCUCUUCACCAUCUUCUCCCAGGGCCAGAAAAACAGGGUGAAGCCUCCCAAGGAGUCUGUGCUCUGCCUCUUCACGUUGAAGAAGAUCAAGGAUAAGAUCAAGGAGCGUAUCCAGUCGUGCUACAGAGGGGAAGGGAAGCUCUCGCUGCCCUGGCUCUUGAACAAGGAGCUGGGCUGCAUCAACUCGCCGCUGCAGAUCGACGACAAUUUCUGCGGCCAGGAUUUUAACCAGCCGCUGGGCGGGACCGUCACCAUCGAGGGGACGCCGCUGUUCGUGGACAAGGAGGACGGGAUGACCUCGGUGGCUGCCUACGACUACAGGGGACAGACCGUCAUCUUCGCGGGCACGCGGAGCGGGAAGAUCAAAAAGAUCCUGGUGGACUUGCCGGCCGACAGGAAGCACCAGGCGCUGCAGUACGAGAACGUGGUGGCCCACGAGGGCAGCUCCAUCCUGCGAGACCUGGUGCUGAGCCCCGACCGCCAGCACCUCUACGCCAUGACCGAGAAGCAGGUGACGCGGGUGCCGGUGGAGAGCUGCGAGCAGUACGAGAGCUGCGAGCUGUGCCUGGGCUCCCGGGACCCCCACUGCGGCUGGUGCGUCCUGCACAACAUAUGCUCGCGCAAGGACCGGUGCGAGCGGGCGGACGAGCCGCAGCGCUUCGCCUCCGACCUGCGGCAGUGCGUGCAGCUCACCGUCCAGCCCAAGAACAUCUCGGUCACCAUGUCGGAGGUCCCGCUGGUCCUGCAGGCCUGGAACGUCCCAGACCUCUCGGCAGGAGUCAACUGCUCCUUCGAAGACUUCACUGAGUCCGAGAGCCGCAUCGAGGACGGGAGGAUCUACUGCAGCUCUCCCUCUGCCAAGGACGUCAUCCCCAUCACCAGGGGCCGCGGGGACAAGCGAGUGGUGAAGCUCUACCUGAAAUCUAAAGAGACGGGGAAGAAAUUUGCCUCUGUGGAUUUUGUGUUCUACAACUGCAGCGUCCAUCAGUCCUGCCUGUCCUGCGUGAACGGCUCCUUCCCCUGCCACUGGUGCAAAUACCGGCACAUCUGCACCCACAACGCCGCCGACUGCUCCUUCCUGGAGGGGCGCGUCAAGCUCUCCGAGGACUGUCCCCAGAUCCUGCCCUCCACCCAGAUCUACAUCCCCGUGGGCGUGGUGAAGCCCAUCACCCUGACGGCCAAGAACCUGCCGCAGCCGCAGUCGGGGCAGCGCAACUACGAGUGCAUCUUCCACAUCCCCGGCAGCACCACCCGCGUCACCGCCCUGCGCUUCAACAGCACCAGCAUCCAGUGCCAGAACACCUCGUACUUCUACGAAGGGAACGACAUCAGCGACCUGCCGGUCAACUUGUCCGUGGUCUGGAACGGGAAUUUUGUCAUCGACAACCCCCAGAACAUCCAAGCCCACCUGUACAAGUGCUCGGCCUUGCGGGAGAGCUGCGGGCUGUGCCUCAAGGCCGACCCGCGCUUCGAGUGCGGCUGGUGCGUGUCGGAGAAGCGCUGCUCGCUGCGGCAGCACUGCCUGGCCCCCGAGAGCAGCUGGAUGCACGCCAGCAGCGGCAACAGCCGCUGCACCGACCCCAAGAUCACCAAGCUGUCACCUGAGACGGGCCCCAGGCAAGGAGGGACCCGCCUGACCAUCACCGGAGAGAACCUGGGCCUCAAGUUUGAAGACGUGCGCUGGGGAGUUCGAGUGGGCAAAGUGAUGUGCAUCCCCAUCGAGAGCGAGUACAUCAGUGCUGAGCAGAUCGUGUGUGAAAUCGGCGAUGCCAGCCCGAGCAAGGUCCACGACGCGCGGGUGGAGGUGUGCAUCCAGGACUGCUCCCCCAGCUACCGCGCCACCUCGCCCAAGAGCUUCACCUUCGUGACGCCCACCUUCUCCCGAGUGAUCCCCGCCCGGGGCCCUCUCUCCGGCGGCACCUGGAUCGCCAUCGAAGGAAGCCACCUGAAUGCUGGCAGCAACGUCACCGUCACCAUCGGGGGACGGCCCUGUGCCUUCUCAUGGAGAAGCGCCCGUGAGAUCCGCUGCAGGACGCCCCCCGGGCACACCCCCGGCGGGUCCCCCAUCCUCAUCAACAUCAACCGGGCAGAGCUGAGCAACCCGGAGGUGAAGUACAACUACACGGAGGACCCCACUAUCCAAAAGAUUGAUCCCGAGUGGAGCAUCAACAGUGGUGGGACGCUGCUGACUGUGACUGGCACCAACCUGGCUACCAUCAAGGAGCCCAAGAUCCGGGCCAAGUACUGCAGCUCUGAAAGGGAGAAUAACUGCACGGUGUACAACGACACCACCAUGGUGUGCUAUGCGCCCUCCAUCGACAACCCCGAGCGGAGCCCUCCAGAGGUCGGCGACCGCCCGGACGAGAUCGGCUUCAUCAUGGAUAACGUCCAGGCCCUGCUGAUCGUCAACACCACCAACUUCGUCUACUACCCGGACCCUGUCUUCGAACCACUCAGCCCCACGGGGAUGCUGGAGCUGAAGCCCAGCUCUCCCCUCAUCCUCAAGGGCAGGAACCUGCUCCCUCCGGGUGCCGGGAACUCCCGCUUGAACUACACGGUGCUGAUCGGGGACACUCCCUGCACCCUGACUGUGUCCGAGACCCAGCUCCUCUGCGAGUCGCCCAACCUCACGGGCCAGCACAAAGUCACGAUUAAGGCCGGGGGGUUCGAGUUCUCCCCGGGGACGCUGCAGAUCUACUCGGACAGCCUGCUCACCCUGCCCGCCAUCAUCGGCAUCGGCGGCGGGGGCGGCCUGCUGCUCCUCAUCAUCAUCAUCGUCCUCAUCGCCUACAAGCGCAAGUCCCGGGACGCCGACCGCACCCUGAAGCGCCUCCAGCUGCAGAUGGACAACCUGGAGUCCCGGGUGGCCCUCGAGUGCAAAGAGGCUUUUGCCGAGCUGCAGACUGACAUUAACGAACUGACAAACGACCUGGAUGGGGCCGGCAUCCCCUUCCUGGAUUACCGCACGUACGCCAUGCGAGUUCUCUUCCCCGGGAUAGAAGACCACCCCGUGCUGAAGGAGAUGGAGGUCCAGGCGAACGUGGAGAAGUCCUUGACCCUCUUCGGGCAGCUGCUGAACAAGAAGCACUUCUUGCUGACCUUCAUCCGCACCCUGGAGGCCCAGCGGAGCUUCUCCAUGCGGGACCGCGGCAACGUGGCCUCCCUCAUCAUGACGGCGCUGCAGGGGGAGAUGGAGUACGCGACGGGCGUGCUGAAGCAGCUCCUCUCCGACCUCAUCGAGAAGAACCUGGAGAGUAAGAACCACCCCAAGCUGCUCUUGCGGAGAACGGAAUCGGUGGCAGAGAAGAUGCUGACAAAUUGGUUCACGUUUCUGCUGUACAAGUUCCUGAAGGAGUGUGCUGGGGAACCGCUCUUCAUGCUCUACUGUGCCAUCAAGCAGCAGAUGGAGAAGGGACCCAUCGAUGCCAUCACAGGAGAGGCUCGCUACUCCCUCAGUGAAGACAAGCUUAUCCGGCAACAGAUUGACUACAAGAUGCUGACCCUCAACUGUGUGAACCCUGAGAACGAGAACGCCCCAGAGAUUCCUGUCAAGGUGCUCAACUGUGACACCAUCACGCAGGUGAAGGAGAAGCUGCUGGAUGCUGUCUACAAAGGGGUGCCCUAUUCCCAGCGUCCCAAAGCUGGAGACAUGGACCUUGAGUGGCGGCAGGGCAGGAUGGCCCGGAUCAUACUGCAGGACGAGGAUGUCACCACAAAGAUUGACAAUGACUGGAAGAGGCUCAACACCCUGGCCCACUACCAGGUGACGGAUGGCUCCUCGGUAGCCCUGGUGCCCAAGCAGAACUCAGCGUACAACAUCUCCAACUCCUCCACUUUCACCAAGUCCCUCAGCAGAUACGAGAGCAUGCUGCGCACAGCCAGCAGCCCCGACAGCCUGCGCUCACGGACCCCCAUGAUCACCCCCGACCUGGAGAGUGGCACCAAGCUCUGGCACCUGGUGAAAAACCACGACCACAUGGACCAGAGAGAGGGCGACCGAGGCAGCAAGAUGGUUUCCGAGAUCUAUCUGACCCGCCUGCUAGCCACCAAGGGCACCUUGCAGAAGUUUGUGGAUGACCUGUUUGAGACUAUCUUCAGCACAGCACAUCGUGGGAGCGCGCUGCCCCUCGCCAUCAAAUACAUGUUUGAUUUCCUGGACGAACAAGCUGAUAAGCAUCAGAUCAAUGAUUAUGAUGUCAGGCACACCUGGAAGAGUAACUGUCUACCUCUACGUUUUUGGGUGAAUGUGAUUAAGAACCCCCAGUUUGUGUUCGACAUUCACAAGAACAGUAUUACUGAUGCCUGCCUAUCCGUGGUGGCUCAGACAUUCAUGGACUCCUGCUCAACUUCUGAGCACAAAUUAGGAAAAGACUCUCCCUCCAACAAACUACUGUACGCCAAGGACAUCCCCAACUACAAGAGCUGGGUAGAAAGAUAUUAUGCAGAUAUUGCUAAAAUGCCAGCGAUCAGCGAUCAGGACAUGAGCGCGUACCUGGCGGAGCAGUCACGUUUACACCUCAGCCAGUUCAACAGCAUGAGUGCGCUGCACGAGAUCUACUCCUACAUCACCAAGUACAAGGACGAGAUUUUAGCCGCGUUAGAGAAGGACGAGCAGGCCAGGAGGCAGCGGCUGAGGAGCAAGCUGGAGCAGGCGAUCGACACAAUGGCCUUAAGCAGCUGAAGAGGCGGCGGCACGGUGCCAGCUUCCCGAGCGGCGGCGGCGGCAGGAGAGGGGCCAGCGAGCGGCAGCCGCGGGCAGGACACUUUGGGGCUGGGGCCGGGCGCACGCUUCCCACCGCCCAACAAGGAAACCUCGCCCGCCAGCAGGGGAAAAAAAAAUCAAAAAGCAUCCCGAUGACAGCAGCCACAAGGAUAAAACACACCCCCCCUCUACGCACACCCCGAUGCAACCGGGACGCGGCAGAGACCUUGCAAAGGGGGCGGCCGAGGAGGAGGAGGAGGGAGCCGCGUGCCCCAUGGACCCGCUGGGACCCCCGGGGACCCCCUGCCCCAGGCAGAGCCCCCUGAGCCCGUGGGGAAGGAGGGUCGGGACCGCGGGGCUUUCUAGGACGGCGUUUGGAUGUUGUUGUUACUUCGGUGGAGGGAGGGGGGUGGGCUCCUGUUUGUACUGUACUUGACUUGCUCUCCCCCCCUUGCCCCCCAGCUGUCUGCCCCCUCUCCUCCUCCCCCUGUCUCUUUUUCUGUCUCUUCCCCCCUUCUCUCUCUCUUUCUGGCCUUCUGCCACUAGUGUUAACUGCUAUAUUUGCACAAUUUACACGAGACAAAAUUUUUAAUUUAAAGAAAGGAAAAAAAAAUAUAACAAAAAAUGGGAGGGGAAAAAAAAAAGAUUCUAAAUUUUGCAACAAACUAACAAAAAAACGGUUUUAAAAAAUAAGCUAAAGGACUGAUGCUGGGGAGAUUUCGGGGUGGGGGCAAUAGGGGUGGGCAGGAAAGGGAGAAAUCCUGAGCUUUGAUAUUUCUUAAAAUACGUCCUGUGCCAUGUUUUAUUUGAAUGUUGUU
This is a messenger RNA of Cygnus atratus (black swan), 7210 nucleotides long. It is a transcript of the gene PLXNA1, whose product is annotated as plexin A1. Gene Ontology annotation, cellular component: semaphorin receptor complex. The transcript has 32 exons. Bases 675 to 6371 code for a protein of 1898 amino acids. Lineage: Eukaryota; Metazoa; Chordata; Aves; Anseriformes; Anatidae. The record is from RefSeq and is a predicted model, not a curated record. Gene Ontology annotation, molecular function: protein binding; semaphorin receptor activity. Gene Ontology annotation, biological process: regulation of cell shape; positive regulation of axonogenesis; regulation of cell migration.